UUUUUCUCCUUUCUUUUCUUACUCCGCCCGAAAUUAUAAUGGGAGGGAGGGUACUAGAAGUCAAAUCUUUGAGGCCAGAAAACGAACUAGGAAGCGUCUUUGGACAGGAAAGCUGAAAUAGAGGACUUAUCGCGACCUUUUUCUCUUUUUUUCCUCUUUUUUUUUUAACUCUCUGCAAGGGGGAUCCGUAGAUUUUUGCCGCUCAGUUUUGCUGUCUCUGUGGAAGAAGGUUGACUAGGCUGGGGUUUGUUGACUCUUCUCCCCCACUGCUUAGUUGACUUGCCAACCAAAUGUGCGUAAAGGGGCUCUAUAUUAUCGCCGUCCUGAUUGGACUCGCUGCUUCAGGUGUUUUGCAGGUGAGCGGAAUGCGUGUUUACACAUCUGGGGAUGUUGAGGCGGUCAAUGGAACAGACGUUCGUCUCAAAUGCACAUUUGACAGUUCAGCUAAGAUCAACCCUGAUCUUGUCAUCAUCUCCUGGACUUUCAAACCCCUUUCAGGAGGCCGAGUAAUUAGGAUUUUUCAUUACCAGCAAAAACCAUAUCCGCCUCUCGAUGACAUCUUUAAGAAGCGCAUCUCUUGGGCUGGUGAUAUCAUGGGGGGUGAUGCCUCCAUUAUAAUUCGGGAGGUCAAGUUCAUCUAUAAUGGCACCUACACCUGCCAGGUGACAAAUCCUCCUGAUGUUCAUGGCCCAGUUGGGGAGAUUCGUCUUCGUGUUGUCAAAACAGCUUCUUUCAACGAACUUCUCUACCUGGUCCUGGCCAUUGGAGGUGGCAUCGCCGCUGUGGUCUUUUGUCUCAUAGUCAUUGUGUCCUGCAGGAGAUGCAAGAGAAAACACAGACAGAGGCAGCUGGAGGGUGAUGAAGAGGUUCCCCGCAAAGAAAGGAAAGACCCCACUGUGUGCCACGAGUCAAAGGCCAUCCACCUCUACUGGCUUUAUUCCAGCCACCAAUCAGAGGCCACCCACCUCUACCUGUCAGACAGUUCAGAUGGCAUGAUCUCAGACCCCAGCACCAAAGACCCAAGCUCCUCAGAGGAUGAUGGCCCUAGCUUGGAUGAUGAUUUUGGUGGUGAUGACUCUGACUGAGAAGAACCAAAGACAGGAAUGCUGAUGAGAUCCCACCAGGAAACUUUUGCUGUAAUUCUGAGCCACACAAAUGUGUAAUAUUUUGGGAGUUGUCUGUUCUUAAAGACUGUUUUCAAAAUGGAAAUAUCUCCAGCUAUUUGUAGAGAUCCACAAAUAAAUCAUCUGAUUGAUUUCUAGCUUGAUGUGUGCUGACUGGUAACAAUACCCAAACACUAACAAGUCCAGGUUACAAGAACAAGUCGGUAAAGUAGACUUGGUUGGCUAUUUUUAGUAUGUGAGGUGUUUAAAAAUUAAGUCAGAACAUGGAGCCGUAAGAACCUACCUAAAAGGAAACCUGUCAACACUUGUGUGCAGUUCAUUAAGUCUGCAACAGAAUCAGAUGGACCAAUACUUUCAGAAGAUAACAGGAAGGCUGAAUGUGAAAGACCAACGUUGCACUGUAUAAUCCUUUGGAACGCCUUUCUACCUGUCUGUCAUGAGAAAUGGUGGAUUAAGAAAUCUUGGCAGCCUUUUGGAAAUCUUAAAGCUAAGGUAUAAAUCUGCUUUCUCCAGUGAGUACAUGUGGAGGCUGCUGGUUUAGUAUUGCUAGCCAUGCUAACUGUGUUCAUCUCUAAUAAAAGAUCAGAAAGUCGGUUUAAAAUGUGAUUAUGAAUCAUUUGUGCUUGUAUUUGUUUAAAAUUUUGUCUUAAUUGGACUACAUGAGUUUUUAACAUUACAAGAAACACUUGUGAAACAAUCCAUGCAGUUUUUGUUUUUUCCAAAUAUGCUUUUUCCCUGGUUGCUUUUGUUUUUAUUGUAAAAUAUUUCACAGAAAAUGUAUUUGAACCAAAAAGAAAAAACAAACUGAACUUCCACAUAUUCAACUGGAUUAACUAGUCCAGCUUAGAAAUCAGUUGACCCUACACCCGUUGUACCUGCUGUAUUUUGGAUGGAGGAUGGUGACUGUUCCAUUUGUGGAAAAAUACUCAGUGUUAAGGCUGCUGUCGUUCUUUCGCCACACCUGUCCUGUUUGCUAUCGGAAUUAAUUGGUGUCCAAUUCCUUUAAUAGACAUCUUCAGUCAUGUCAUAAAAAGCUUAACUUUAGUGUUUUCCCCUAAAUUCUCCAUUGUCUUAUGUCCUCGUUACAUAUUGUUUUGCUAAAAAUCGACAAGUUUUUGAGAAGUUUGCUUUGUUAGUAAAUUUAAAGUCCUAAAGCUUUAAGUCACUAGAAAUAACUUGAGAAUUUCACCCAAGCAAGUUGAAUGAGAAGCAGAGUACUUUACAUUAAGGCUUAAGUAACACUAUUUGUCGCAUCAAAUUUCUCAUAUUAAACGGUAAGAAUGUGAUUUUUUUUUUUUCUUCUGUCUAAAAGUUAAAGAUUUGAUCAGUGGGAACCAACCACAUGUACACACCUGCCCUGACACUCAAGUGGGAGUGCACAGUAAGAUCUGAAAACCCUUUUUGAUUGCAAAAUGUCCUUGAAAGCCUGUGCUCUCUUCUUUCAUUUGUGAAUGCAUUCCAACUAACAAGUGUGUUAAAAUGCCCAUAUUUCAGAUUUGUGGCAGAUUUUAUAUUCGUGUUCAAAGUGUUCUAGAUUUAUAAGAAAAUGUUACAUUUGUAUUUGUAAUAGAUAAAAACUCUAUUUGUAAUUAAGCUUUUAUAAAGAAAAAGUUUUCUAAUAAAAAGGCUUUAAAUCUU
Gambusia affinis (western mosquitofish) is the source of this 2762-nucleotide messenger RNA. Its product is annotated as myelin protein zero-like protein 2. NCBI's taxonomy places the organism in Eukaryota, Metazoa, Chordata, Actinopteri, Cyprinodontiformes, Poeciliidae. Gene Ontology annotation, biological process: cell-cell adhesion. The record is from RefSeq and is a predicted model, not a curated record. Gene Ontology annotation, cellular component: membrane. The coding region runs from base 291 to 1085 and encodes 264 amino acids. The transcript is spliced from 5 exons.